AUGAGUUCAUUUGAUAAAAUAACGCCAUCGGCAACAUCAGAAAAGGGUACAGGAACAGGAACUACUACUUCUUAUCCCGCUACUUCUCCUGUCUCACCGAAGACUCCUGUAACAACAAAUUCAGCAAAUGGAAGUAAAAAACAAGAAGUACGUGCUCAAUUCAUGGAUGAUGACUACACUCCAAUAAUGAAUAACAAUAGUCACAGAAGUAGCAACAGCAAUAGCAACAACAAUAACAACAAUGGUUCUAUGGAUUCCUCUACUGAUAAGAAAAAAAUAUCCCAUGUAGGGGGAAACAUCAAGUUAGCAUCAUCCCCACUCUUAUCAUCUACACCACCUUCCAUUUCAAGAUCUUUGCUCAAAUUAUAUCCAUUUUUAAUUAUAUUAGAUGAAUGGCUAAGUAUCAUUACAUGGACUGAUGAAAAUAUUUGGAAAUCAAAUUUAAUGGUUUUAGUUUACAUCUUUAUGUGUAUCUAUUUCCAAGUGUUAAUCAAAUAUUUUGGUCAUUUGAUUAUCGUUUCUUUGCUUUUGUCAUAUUGUCAAAUUGAUAAAUUGAUUCAAUGGAAUUUACGCAAAAACACGAAUGAAAACAUAAGUAAUCACCACGAUGGCCACGACAAAGAUAAUGAUCAGCAUAGCACAAAUAUGGAGAUACAGAAUGGAAACGAUAAUGAUAUUGUUUUUGAAACAGGACCAAAUUUAGAAACAAUUAUCAAAUUGAUGAACUCAGUAUCAUUAAAAUUCAACAUUUGUUUAUCACCACUUUAUAACUUCAAAGAAGAUGAAAUUAAAAGAUUGUUUUUCACAAUGAUAAUAUUAUCACCAAUUUAUCUCUUAAUUAACAUAUUCGUCUUAUCGGCAAAUAAAUCCAUCCUAUUGUUUGGACUAUUUUUAAUCACUUACCAUUCCCCCGCGGCAAAAGUUACAAGAAGAUUACUAUGGAAAUUCAAAUUUGUUAGGUUAUUAAUAUUUUAUAUUACAGGGUUAGAUUUAGGUGGGAUUAAUAAAAAAGAUAAGAAAAAGGGUAUACUUUCUGUGGUUCAUAAACAAGUUCAAAAAUUAUCAUCAUCAACUCAUACUCAUAAAGAUCAUAAUCACAAUUUCACAAGCGAUGAUGAGUUUGAUGAUGAUAAGCAAGAAAACUUACAAUAUGACGUAUUGGCGAUGGAUACAAAACCAAUUAGGUUUACUUAUGUCUUGUAUGAAAAUCAACGUCGUUGGUUAGGUAUUGGUUGGAAACAAAGUAUGUUAAGUUAUGAAAGAACUCCAUGGACUGAUGAAUUUUUAAAUGAAGCUCCCUCUCCUGAAAAUUUCAAUUUACCAAACGAUGAAGAAAAUGCUGAUGAAAUCACGGAGAGUAACAAUCAUUUCAAAAUGGUUUGGAAAUGGGUAGAUAAAACUUGGAGAUUGGAUUUAACGAAUGAUAGUGCCAUUGAAGUUCCAAAUACAAAACCUAAGACUACGGCAAAUCCAGGAUUAGAUGAUGGGUUCAUCUAUUAUGAUAAUACUUGGAAGAAACCGUCCAUUGAAGAUUCAUAUUCUAAAUAUACAAGAAGAAGAAGAUGGAUUAGAACAGCAGAAUUAAUUAGAGUCCCCAAAAAAGUUGAAAGUAAUACUAGAAAUAAUAAAAGAAAUAGUAGUAACUUACCCAAUGUUGCCAUUGAGAAGGUAAAACCAUUAGAACAGGAAAAAAACAAGAAUAAAAAUGAUGCUGAUGAAGCUGAUGCGAUGACUGAGCAAAUAGCAAAAAGGCACACAAGUGAGUCUGGAAGUAAUGAGAAGAUGCGUGUAUCUGAAAUCGGGAUAUCAUCUAGUACAGACUACCAAGAAAAUUCAUCAAAAGCAGGGGAAGAUGAUGGAGAGUAUAAACUCACAUCUUCGAAUAAUAAAUCUCGCCAAACAAAUAAGCUUGAGAAAUGGUUGAGUGACAUGAACGAUGAAAGAGAUAAUUCUGAUAUGGGAAAGAAAGAUUCAUGA
Messenger RNA from Naumovozyma dairenensis CBS 421, 1977 nucleotides. It is a transcript of the gene PEX30, whose product is annotated as peroxisome biogenesis protein. The transcript has a single exon. NCBI's taxonomy places the organism in Eukaryota, Fungi, Ascomycota, Saccharomycetes, Saccharomycetales, Saccharomycetaceae. The record is from RefSeq and is a predicted model, not a curated record. Gene Ontology annotation, cellular component: peroxisomal membrane. The coding region runs from base 1 to 1977 and encodes 658 amino acids. Gene Ontology annotation, biological process: peroxisome organization.